This is a messenger RNA of Mercenaria mercenaria, 621 nucleotides long. RefSeq lists its product as uncharacterized. The transcript has a single exon. Gene Ontology annotation, molecular function: nucleic acid binding. The record is from RefSeq and is a predicted model, not a curated record. NCBI's taxonomy places the organism in Eukaryota, Metazoa, Mollusca, Bivalvia, Venerida, Veneridae. Bases 1 to 621 code for a protein of 206 amino acids.
AUGGACUCCAAAGGGACUCGAUUACCUUUAGUCAGACAGCUACGACUAUUCAAAGAUGACACAGGAAUUAUUCGAAGUGGCGGGAGAAUCCAUUAUGCAACACUCGAUAUGUUGACCAAAUUUCCCUAUCUACUUCCGGCUAAACACCCCUUCACACGGCUACUCAUUCAAGAUGCACAUGAGAGUCAACUACAUGCUGGGAUUAGUGCUACCAUCACCCACUUACGUCAGAAAUUCUGGAUACCAGCGAACCGUCAUGCUGUGCAUUGCGUAAUCCAGAAGUGUGUUACAUGCCGCAAGGUUACCGGGAAACAGUUUACAGCACCUGACCCACCACCGCUACCAAAGAAAAGAGUAGAAGACAUUUCGCCAUUCACUGUCACAGGAGUUGAUUUCACUGGGGCAUUGUAUGUAAGAAAGUACGACGGAAGCGAGUCGAAAGCUUAUGUUUGUCUUUUCACGUGUGCUUCUACUAGGGCUGUCCACCUUGAAUUAGUACAUGAUCUAUCAGAGGAAUCCUUCAUGGCGGCAUUCAGACGAUUCACCAGCCGGAAGUCACUCCCACGCAUCAUGAUUUCAGACAACGCCACGACGUUCAACUCUGCGGCACGCAAUAUAUAA